Acanthaster planci (crown-of-thorns starfish) is the source of this 4579-nucleotide messenger RNA. Its product is annotated as retinol dehydrogenase 11-like. The record is from RefSeq and is a predicted model, not a curated record. Gene Ontology annotation, molecular function: oxidoreductase activity. Lineage: Eukaryota; Metazoa; Echinodermata; Asteroidea; Valvatida; Acanthasteridae.
CAACGUAUCUGUCGCGCGCUCUCGCUUGCUUAGCUCGCUGGGCCGGCAACACAUGCUGCACCAGCGCGGCUUGUACAAAUUUUUACAAGAAGUACAUGUACAUGCAGGCCUAACGGCUAGCGUGCGUAAGUCAUGAGGACAGUGGAAUUAGAAAAUCGUCCUUUGUUCGAAUGAAUAACAGGGCAUCAAUUGUUCCACAAUGCAGUGUCCAGAGGUCAGGGAGGAAAACAGGGGAACGGUUUAUCAAAGCUCAGGCGAGAGCUCGACGUGCCAAGCGGCAGACGACACGGUCGAAUUUCUCACGGGUAGCGGUGGCAGCAUCAUGGCAUUGGAGGGCUGGGCAGUUGCGCUGAUUGUAAUCGGCUCCAUCUUGACUAUUGUUGCCUUGAUGAGUUUCGUGUAUUACUGGUGUGUUCUCCGGUAUCGGGUUGCUGACACCAGUGUGUCAAUGGCAGGCAAGACGAUUGUUAUUACAGGAGCCUCGUCUGGUAUCGGGAAAGCCACUGCUUUGGCCCUUGCUAGGCGUGGGGCGCGGCUCAUCCUGGCCUGCCGGAAUGAGCAGAAGACAGCCCAGGUCAUAAGCGAGAUCAAGCAGGCGGUGCCGGACGGAGCGGAGAUCUUGUACCGUCACCUAGACCUCGUCAGCUUGAAGUCUGUCCGGAGUUUUGCCGAGCGAAUCAUCCGAGAGGAGUCGAAACUCGAUAUUUUGAUCAACAAUGCAGGUAUAGGGCAAAAAGGAAGAACAGAGGAUGGUUUUGACCUCAUGUUUGGGGUCAACCACUUCGGCCCGUUUCUCCUCACCAACCUCCUGCUCGAUCUGCUCCGCAAGUCGGCGCCGAGUCGCGUCGUCAACUUGUCCUCCCUUGCACACCGCUUCUCCCCGGCGUUCGACUUCACCGAAUUUGACAAGGACGACGACAGCAGUGCUGGUGGCGCUGUCCGCUACCUGCGACUGGCCAGCUACCCUAUCAGUAAGAUGGCGGUCAAUCUGUUCACCCGCGAGCUCGGCCGGCGGCUGGCGGACGACAGCCAGGUGACGGUGUGCUCCGUUCACCCGGGCAUCGUCUACACGGGUGCCAUAGACGGAGCGUUGCGCAGGGGAAGCUGCAGGAAGUUGCUCAUUCCACUCUUCAGGUUUCUCAUGCGAACUCCUGAAGCCGGGGCCCAGUGUGUCAUCCACUGCGCGAUCGACGAGUCCGUCCGCCAACAUUCGGGGGACUACUUUGUCGACUGUCGGCCUGGCAAUGAGGGCGCCAUGGCAAGCGAUGAGGCACUCGCCAAACAGCUGUGGGAAGUCAGUUGCCAAGCAACAGGGCUUUAGAAGCCACUAACACAGCCAAACCAGAAUACACCUUUUAAUUCUGGACUGUAUCAAAUAACGAAACGCUGCUCACAAAAAUUUAAACAAUUUUCAAACUUUUGUAUUCAGCCCUUGCAUUUUAAGCAGCAUUUGGGAACAUUUUUCUGCAAUGUAUCCCUAUGUAUUUUAAUGUAAACGCAUUGAUUAAGUGAGCGGACUACCCACGGAGCUUUCCUUUCUUCACAGACUUUUGUGAAAAGAAUUUAGCCCUUCCCAGCCUCCUGUUUCGUGCAGGAGUUAGUGAUACAAUUUCAAUUUGGGCAAAACCACAAAAUGUGUUCAUAAGUGUAAUUCAGUACAUCAAUGUGAGCUCGUUUAAUCUGCACUUGAGUCAUAUUUCAGUGUUCCGAAUUUAUUUAUCGAACUUGAUUAAUUUUUAUUGAGUUGUUAAACCAUUCUCACUAAGUAUGCUAAGUCUAUCAAUGAGACUAUUAAACAUAUAGUUUAUCAAUAUUUGAAUCCAAGUUUCAGUGUGGAUUCCAACCACAGGAAACAUAUUCCACUUGACUGUCCGGUUUAAUUCUGUUCAAUAUUACAAAGUUAAGUGCAUAAACAAGUAUUGUAAGUAAUUGGAAACGAAAUUCUGGAUUAAUUAAUUAGGUGUGUGAUUGAAUUCUUCUGUAUAUAUCUGUAAAUACAAAGGAUCUGUUAAGUUUUUUUUUUCUUUCCCUGUAUUUUUUACCAGUAACUUAGGGUGCUUUCAAGCGAGCUACUCGUGUUAACACGACUAUACUCCUGAGCACCUGAACAGCUGGAGUACGACUCGGGUCAGCGAGAGUAUACUCGCCAUAGAGGGGAAGUAUACUCCUGUACCCCAGUGUAAUGAGCACGCAUCCUACUCGUGUUAACAGGAGUAACCGUGCCAAUAACCCUUAAGGUCCCUGAUGACUUUGCUUGAUCAAAUGCCGCAGCGAUCCCAAACGGGUGCACCGGCAAGUAUCUACCUUAUUCAAAGAACAUUUCUGGUUACAAAAUUAGCCGAAGUGAUUAAAAUAUACAUAUUAAAGUUACUCUGUCUCGAUUGUCUUAUAUAAUUGGCAAGAAUGUAUCAACAGCAAAGUUAAAAAUUCUGUAUAAUACUGUAGUACACAUCAAAUCAUAAGAUCUUUCUUAUGAUCUUUUAUAAAAAAAGUAGAAAACCGCUUCAUUUUACCGGUACAAAGCAGUAGCUGGUUCUACUUGCUCUAGAACAUACAUUUGUCCGUGUGAAUGUUCUAUUGCUUAAAUACAGGCAAGUCACAAAUGAUACAUCGCCAAAAGGUUGCCACUAAAAAAGCUGUUUUGCAAGUUUAUGGUCAAAGGAAAACAUGGCCAACUUGCCGCAAUUUGCAUCUGGGUGAAGGUCAAUAGGCAACUGGAGGAAAUAAUUUGACAAAAAAUACAUAUGUACAUAUGUAAAUCACUCUUUGGUACAUACGAAUCCAGUGAGGUUGUCAAUGGACAUUCCAGACGGCCGCUUUCAAUGCUGGAAAGUACUGUGUUGGUUCUUCUGUUUUUUUUUCAGAACGGCUGCCACAGUACAGUUGGCGCCGUAGCAAUGAAUGUUUAUGAGUGCAAUGGUAUUUAAUUUCAUCAGGUUACAGACAUGACAGAUUGAUUUCCUUUUACUCAUGAGGCAAAGCCGAGAAGAAUAGAACGUACAAUCUGUCACCCAAUGAGGUUAUUCUUUCCACUGUACGAAUGUGGAAUAUUCUCCAUUUGUUUUAUCAGCCCCUGGUUGGAGUGCACCCUCACUGGCUACGAAAAGACAAAGUGGUGGGACAUUUUCUAACUGGGCUCGUGAACAUGCCUGGUGCACGCGCCUGGUGUACACACAAGGACCAUACAUGCCAAAAGAAAUGGUCGUGUGAGCUCAUCGCAUCCUGCACCCAUACCUUCAGAAUAAAAAGGCUUUGUAUUCUUUGCAACUGCGCAGAGUCUAGACCUUUGUGUGAAGAACUGUGACUGUGCUUACCGUGCCUUCCUCCAGAUGGACAGUGUAUAUAGAGGGGUAUAAUCAACAGCUGACCGUUGCAUGCACCAGAUCAUGAUGUCGAUCGAUGAUCUGACAAUAUUGUAAAGAGAUUUAGUGGAUAUUGUGUAAUGCCUUUCACCAUUGGUGGGGGCCUUUAGGAAUGUCCAGUGAUCACGUAACCAUGGCUACUGGAUUCGUCUGUACAUGUAGAUGCACUCAAAUGAGUAAUUCAUUCAAAGCACCAAUAGAGGGUUUGCAUGGCCGCCAUCUUGCAGGCCAGUGCUUUGGUUCCACAGGAUAUGCACAAAGGAGGUUUCUGUGUGGAACAAAGGAACUGCCCUGCAAGAUGGCUACCAAGUGAAGCCUCUAUUGAUAAUAACACACUACAGUUGAUUACAAUAUUUGGACGGCUGUUAAGUUUUAAAUAUUGCAUACAUCUGGCAAGUGAAAAAAUUACCAUAAAUGGAAUGAUUGUUCUUUGCACUGAAGAACUUGGCAUUGGUUUAGGCAUUCAAUAUCUAAGGAAUGUUCAAAAUUGAAAGAAAAAAACUAUUGGCAGAACAGGCAAAACCUGUGUCAACUAAUUUACACCACCCUGACACAAAAUUCCCCCAAAAUUUGUUAGAUCUUGUGAAAGGUAUAAAAUAAAGAAUUUUAGAGUGGCAAGCAAAGGCAGGCAGUGUAUAAAAAUAAACCCAUUCUUCACCUGAUUCCGACAGGAUUAAAAAAAAAUACUUGGCAGAAGUGAUAAAACGUAUUCAAAACAUGAGCUUCAAUUGAAACUAUAAUGCACUGCAAGCCAGUUUGCAAGCCGCGUCCCCUGUUCAGGAAUGACUAUGUCAACUUUAUUUUCACCUUAGAAUAUUCACAUUUUUCAAAGAAUUCAUUUUACUACAGUAUCAAGGGUUGGAUCUGGAAGCCAACGGGGGGGCCUGACCCUCCCCCGUCCAAAAAAUUUUUUGGAAAAGUAACGAAACUUUGAAAAGAAGUAAUUGUUUUGGUCUAUUUCCUUUCCCUUCCUACGGGUACCAAAAGUGUGUAAAAAGUGCCAAAAUGAAGUCUUAACCCUCAGAAAGGUCUUAGAAGGUCACAGAAAACUUUUUGACCCUCCCAAAAUACAGUUGUUGGCUCCCCUCCCCCCCAAAAAAUUUGGUUUUGGUUCGGCCCGUGCGCAGUGUGCCCGGUAGCAAUAUAGAGUACUGAAGUGAAUACCACACACACCCAAGUGUGUAUGUGCCUGCAACUGGGGACCCCCUAUUGUUCCU